UAGUGUUGGUCAAUGCACGGCACGUCACCAGAGCCAAGGAAUAUCAAUUGUUUUUAUUAAAACAAAACAAACACAAUUCGCUGGAGUCAUGGACAAGGACACAUUCACUCUGCAGUCCAUCCGGCAGGACCUAAUCGACAACAACCUGCAGGCCAAGGCGAUCAUACAGGACAUCCUGAACAGCCGCACAUCCAUCGCCGAACUGGAGGAGCUGAACGAAGCGGGACGCUCCAAGCUGUCGGCCAUCAGAAGGAGCAUCGAGCGCCUGGACGACUGGGCUCGAGACACUGGGGACGCGGCGCUGGCCAAGGAAGUGGACAACCACCGCGACCAAUUUUCCAAGACGCUGCAGGCCUUCCGGAAGGCCAACGUGUCCACGAUGCUGGAGAUCGAGAAGGCCAACCGGGAGGAGCUGAUGGCCAUUACCGGCGAGAGCGAGCUGCGCCAGCGUUCGACGGCACGGGCGCGCCACAACCAGGGCAGCCUGGUCUCCCAGGAGAACGACGUGACCGAGAAGAUGCUGGCCAUAUCGCGGCACCUCUCGGAGACCACCCAGAAGAGUGCCGUCACCCUGGAGACGCUGGUGGCGUCGUCCCAGAAUGUGGAGGCCACCAGCGACGAGUUGCAGAACACGGCCGGCAGCAUAACCAUGUCCGGCAAGCUGCUCAAGAAGUACGGACGACGCGAGUGCACCGACAAGAUGCUGCUAUUCUUCGCCUUCUGCCUGUUUCUUGCAUGUGUCUUUUACAUUGUCCAGAAGCGGCUUUUCUAGAGCCCGUGAAUGGACCCAAUUUUCCUGCCUAGCUUAAGAUCUUCGCUUUUGUUGUCUAGAAUUUAGCUAUUUUAAGCCUAGCACAUGACCAUAACUUGUAAGCACCGCUUCUAUUUAAAAUGUUUAGUGAAUUAUCCAAGUUGGUUGGCAUAUACAAGUGUUUUUGAUUGUAUAAAAUACAGUGCGAGUUAGUGAGUACACUUGGGCAGACCAGGUUAUAUUUAA
Molecule: messenger RNA, 997 nt
Organism: Drosophila elegans
Lineage: Eukaryota; Metazoa; Arthropoda; Insecta; Diptera; Drosophilidae
Gene: Sec20
Product: vesicle transport protein SEC20
Exons: 2
Coding region: 89-772 (227 amino acids)
Biological process (GO): retrograde vesicle-mediated transport, Golgi to endoplasmic reticulum
Cellular component (GO): endoplasmic reticulum; SNARE complex
Molecular function (GO): SNAP receptor activity
Source: RefSeq, a predicted model, not a curated record